AGGGGCGCGAUGGCUGCGUGGCGCGAGCGGCUGGCUGGCGUGCGCGGGGUGCUGCUGGACAUCUCGGGGGUGCUGUACGAUGGCGGCGAGGGCGGCGGCACGCCCAUCGCCGGCUCCGUGGAGGCGGUGGCGAGGCUGAAAAGGUCCGGGUUGAAGGUACGCUUCUGCACCAACGAGUCCCAGAAGUCACGGCGGGAGCUGGUGCAGCUGCUACGCAGGCUGGGCUUCCACCUCUCGGAGGGCGAGGUGACCGCUCCGGCCCCGGCCGCCUGCCAGCUGCUGAGGGCAAGAGGCCUGCGGCCACACCUGCUCGUCCACGAUGGCCUCCGCUCGGAAUUCCACCAGGUGGACACGUCCAACCCCAACUGCGUGGUGAUUGCAGACGCCGCCGAGGGCUUUUCCUUCCAGAACAUGAAUAAAGCCUUCCAGGUGCUGAUGGAGCUGGAGACACCAGUGCUCAUCUCCCUGGGGAAGGGACGCUACUACAAAGAGGCGGCUGGCCUGAUGCUGGACGUGGGCGCCUACACAAAGGCCCUUGAGUAUGCCUGUGGCAUCGAAGCCGAGGUGGUGGGGAAGCCUUCGCCCGAGUUCUUCAAGUCUGCCCUGCAGGAGUUGGGGGUGGACGCUCACCAGGCCGUCAUGAUCGGAGACGACAUCGUGGGCGACGUGGGCGGGGCCCAGCGCUGCGGGAUGCGGGCACUGCAGGUUCGGACCGGGAAGUUUAGGCCCAGUGAUGAGAACCACCCCGAAGUGCGGGCCGACGGCUAUGUGGCCAACCUGGCAGAGGCUGUGGACCUGCUGCUGCAGCACGCUCAGCCCUGAGCCCCCGCCCAGCGGACAGCCUGCCCCCCAGCACAGGCUGCUACUGCCCUAGGCACCUGUUCCACACCUGAGCUGCCCCCCGAGAUGGCAGAGGAUGGAGGCACACCCCAGACUUCAGUCUUAAGACCCUUGCCGACCCCCCCUGGUCAGGCCCUCCAAACAACCUGGCCCAGUGACUUAGGAGCACCCCUGGGGGCUGCUGGGAGACCCACCCACCAGAAGGUAGCCCCACCCCCACAAGUGAGUACCUCUCUCUGCUCUCCCGUCCACCCCUCUGUCCCCUGCCCCCCCACCCCAUACCCCCAGUGAGACCCAGCUCUCAGCCCGACCCCCAACCCCAGCCCCUCAUCUCCAGACCCAGCCUCCCAGGGGUGCCUUGUGACCAGUGGAUGCCCAGCAGGAGACUCCUGGCUCAAUAAACAUCACCUCUCCACA
This is a messenger RNA of Echinops telfairi (small Madagascar hedgehog), 1257 nucleotides long. It is a transcript of the gene LHPP, whose product is annotated as phospholysine phosphohistidine inorganic pyrophosphate phosphatase. The coding region runs from base 10 to 822 and encodes 270 amino acids. Gene Ontology annotation, molecular function: phosphatase activity; inorganic diphosphate phosphatase activity. The transcript is spliced from 7 exons. The record is from RefSeq and is a predicted model, not a curated record. Gene Ontology annotation, cellular component: cytosol. Gene Ontology annotation, biological process: dephosphorylation. Lineage: Eukaryota; Metazoa; Chordata; Mammalia; Afrosoricida; Tenrecidae.